GAAAAAGAAGGCGGGUGGGCGUGGCGGGGCGUGUUGACCGAUCAGCUGAGCGCCACAACAACACGGGUCGGAUACUCUCGCUUAUAUAUAUACUAGUGUUCAUUUUUCGCCUUAUUGAAAUAUACACCAGACUGAUAUAUUGACAGCUAUCUGAUUACCAAGAGAAAAUACCUGAGUGGUGUUUUGGCCUAUCUUGGGCGUCAAAAUAGGACAGGUGAACCGCCCCCCGCCCGCAGUGAUACCCGGCAGACCCAGCAGACGGUAAUUAUGGGGCAGAGGUGGCAGUGCCUUGAAGAAGGAAGCUAGGAGAAAAAUAGGAAGAAGGGAAUCAUAGCAGUCAUGGAGAGCCAGAGCAAUGUGUUCCCAGCUCGAAUACCUCCUGAGGUCAAGAGCUUGGUCAAGGCCACACGCACCAUGGAUAAAGCUUUCUUCAGGCGACUCAUCAAACUUGCAUUGGGGUACCUGCAUGGUGGGGAAGGAGCAGGCCAGGAGGCAGCGAUGGAUCAACUGUGUGUCUUGAGUCAGGCCACCACAGAGGAGCAGGUCAUGGGUGUAUGUGUCCAGUACACUGGUGUGGUGAGUUUGCUGAAGGCUGUUUUGAGGCUUAGCACUGUCACCACCCGCCAGGACGCCCUAGUUGCUGACCUCACAAGCCUUGGACUGCCUGGUGAGUUUGCAGUAGAUGUGGGUAGAGUGGCGUUUGGGGCUGCCCGUCCAGACAUUGAUAGGCAGCUGGUGGCCAACACUCCUUCCCUGCCAACUCUCGCCCACUUGAGCUGGAGGGUUGAUGUCACCAUCUCUACCAGUUGGCUGUCACGAGUGCUGGAACCACUGGUGGUGGUGAGGAUGGAGACAAGCACUGGUGCCUCCCACAUUUUUCAGAUCCCCAUAAAUAAGUUUCAUCUACUGAGGUUCACAGUGGCCAGCCUUCUGCAUCAAAUGGGUACCCUGCAGGCUGCCUCCAUAUGCAAAAAGUAGUGAUGUUGACAUUGCUUGUGGUUCUUGGGGAAGAGGGAUGUUAUGAGUGAUGAUGACCACUUUCUCCUAUGAAAUUUGUGUUGGAUGUUCACAGGUGCUACUUCUGUUGCAUUUCCCCUAAAUUAGAAUUGAGGUUUUUGUAUUUUUCGUAGCAAGUCUGGUUUUCUUCUGGUCAGUUAGUUCUGGUAACAGUGAUGAUUAUGUCUAUCUACAACUAUCUGUUCCUUUAUGGAAUCUUCCUUUAAUGGGGUAGCCACAGCAGAGGCAUCUCUUAACUUCCCCUGUUUGUGCACUCUCAGCACACUUAUUGCCUCGCCUGCCAACUCUCUCUGCAAUGUCCACUAUUGAUACAUUUCACUAGAGUUCUCUCCCUCGGUCUUGCCCUCAUAUACUCUUCUCAGUUAUCCUCAUUCCUUCUUAUCACAUGUUCAGACCACCUCAGAGCACCACACUUCACCCACUCAACCACCACACAAUCCACUCCCAUAACAGACUUAUUUUUACAAGGGAGGCAGCUCAAGGCAAAAAGGAUAAAAAAAGCCUGCUGUGGUGCUUUCAUUUCUUUCUCCAUCCCAUCUUGACACACCACAUACACCUAAUAUAGCUCACUUCCAUUGCAUUUAUUCAUGAUUGAAGUGCUACAUUCCACAUUUAUGUCUCUUGAAGCAUAUGACAGAGGUUGGAGGAUAGCACUAGUUCUUAUUCUCUUCUUAAACUCCAUGUUUACAUUUAUUUCAUAACCCUCCAAAGCGUCUGUUACCUGUCUGCUUUUCACUGCUCUCUCCCUCCAUACUUACAUAGAACUGUCCUGAAUGUAUAACUCAGUUACUUCCUUCACUCCCAAUCAAAGCUAACACUGUACUCUGUAUGGUUUUGCAAGCUAAAUAGCCUGCCCACUUGCCCUUUCAAAUAUCAUAACCUUACUCUUGCCAAUAUUUGAUUUCAACUCUUUCCCCAUACAAAGAUGAUAAUGAUGUAAUGAAUAUUGUGGGUGACCUCACUGAUGUUGGUAGUUGUGGUAGUAAUGGUUGUGUCAGCAACACUGGUAGUAAUAGUAGUAAUAUACAUUUGUGAUGGUCAAGUGGUUCUAACAAACAGCUGUGGAAUUUCUACUACCAAUUAUUAAGACACCCUGCUUUUGAGUUUGUGAUAAAAAAAAUUUACAGUAGAAAAAAAAAAGUUUAUUCAGGAGCAUCAUAAAUUUGUAACAAUAUGUGGAAUGGUUACAGCAGAUCCACUUUAGACCCCAAAUACAUUUGCAAUUUGAUUUCCUCCUGUUUAUUUAAACAUUUUCAUGGUCUGGAUGUGACUUAUGUACAGGGUUGGAGCAGACAGUUAUGAAUCCAGUGACAAACUGCUUGCAAUUUACACUGUUCAAAGUGUAGUGCUAGCCUUACACUGGCUAGUUGUACAGUUUUUUUUUAACUGAAGACUAAUAAAAUGUACAUUGUA
Molecule: messenger RNA, 2430 nt
Organism: Eriocheir sinensis (Chinese mitten crab)
Lineage: Eukaryota; Metazoa; Arthropoda; Malacostraca; Decapoda; Varunidae
Gene: LSm-4
Product: COMM domain-containing protein 5-like
Exons: 6
Coding region: 340-978 (212 amino acids)
Cellular component (GO): nucleus
Source: RefSeq, a predicted model, not a curated record